Molecule: messenger RNA, 943 nt
Organism: Sclerotinia trifoliorum
Lineage: Eukaryota; Fungi; Ascomycota; Leotiomycetes; Helotiales; Sclerotiniaceae
Source: the annotation of a GenBank genome assembly
UGCAUGGGCCGAUGGAUGUGGCGUUGGCUUGUCGUACUAUUGAGGGAGGCCUUGUGGCUGAGAGGGAGGACAGGUUUCUGGUAUUUAGGCAAGCAUUGUACGUCUCUGUGAAUAAUUAUCUAUUUAAAGUCUCUUGCAAAAAGUUGGAUUUUGAAAAUUUCAUGUCAAAAUCCUACUCUACAUACACUAGAUCCAAAAGUUGUGUUGCAGAAGAAAGAUUUUGAAAGUACAACAUCUCUAUCAAGAACAUCUCAAGUUAACGCCACCCUUUCUUAUCAAGGAUGCCUACCCCUCUUGAUAGAGCUCUGAGCUCCAAAGUAAGUUUCUUAAACACCAACCCAAAGCAUCCCACUAAAACAUGUAUAGAACGCAGUAUUAGCUUUCACGGGAAUUGUGACUGCAGCUGCAGCAUGGUCCAUCUGGGGUAGUGAUAUGUUUCCAAGGGAAGAAGAUCCUACCGGUGGUACGAAAGACUCAUAUAUCAACUGAUGAUGUGAUACUAAACUAAUUCACAAAUAGAUCCAGCAACAUGGUCAAGAGAAGAAUUACGAAGAUGGUUGGCAGCUGUUAGUACCCUUGGAGCUCCUCUCUUCAUUUGCUUCAAAUAUAUCACUCGUAGAUAUUAACCAUUUCCUGUAUAGAGAGAUCUCCAUCCACAAAGCAAAGACACCAAGGAGCAGUUGUUGGAGAGGGUAAAUGCAAACUUACGAGUACCAACAAAGUCAUGAAGUCACGGUAGUUAUGGGUUAUUGUGGCAUGGGAAUUGGAUAGGUUGGAGUCAGCACUUCAAAAACUGCGUUUAUGAUUAGUUCUAGCAGGGAAAGCGUUAGGUCACUUGUGUUCAGCAUGCAUUGAUAUUAAUGGAUUGCCUUAAAUAACAGCUUUACCUGGGUUAUUUCAGUUUUCCGUAAAAUCUCAUAGAAUCUCGCCAUGCAAAUUAGUC